CGAGCCUGCCGGGAGCUCGGUGCGUAAUGGCGACGCCGAGCCUGCGGGGUCGACUCGCGCGGCUGGGAAACCCGCGGAAGCCUAUAUUGAAGCCCAACAAGCCGCUCAUCCUAGCUAAUCGUGUCGGGGAACGUCGCCGGGAGAAGGGCGAGGCGACUUGUAUCACAGAAAUGUCGGUGAUGAUGGCAUGUUGGAAGCAGAAUGAAUUCCGCGACGAAGCGUGCAGAAAAGAGAUCCAGGAAUUCUUCGAUUGUGCUUCGAGGGCUGAGGCAGCGCGAAAGAUGAGAUCAAUCCAGGACACGUUGGGAGAAUCUGGGGUUUUACCCCCUAAAAAACUGAAUAAAUUGUUACAGAGGUUUCCUAACAAAUCUCAUGUCAGUUGAAAAUGGAGAAGCAUUUUCUAUGAGUAGAGUGUUAGGUACUGAGAACUAUGCAGAGGUGUUUUGGAUACGUUUGCACCGCCAUGCUCUAUUUGGAGGGUGAAAGGAGGCAGGACAUCUUUUUCACCCUUUGGAGUCAUUGUCAUGGUGGAAGUUACACUUUAUUUUGAAAUAAAAUCCUCUGAAGAUAACUUG
This is a messenger RNA of Suricata suricatta (meerkat), 575 nucleotides long. RefSeq names its product coiled-coil-helix-coiled-coil-helix domain containing 1 (gene CHCHD1). The record is from RefSeq and is a predicted model, not a curated record. Gene Ontology annotation, molecular function: RNA binding. Gene Ontology annotation, cellular component: mitochondrion; nucleoplasm; mitochondrial ribosome. Lineage: Eukaryota; Metazoa; Chordata; Mammalia; Carnivora; Herpestidae. The transcript has 3 exons. Gene Ontology annotation, biological process: mitochondrial translation. The coding region runs from base 27 to 383 and encodes 118 amino acids.